AUGCCAAGAGUCCCUGCCAUUGUUUCCAUAGGUGGGUAUGCCGGAUUCGUAAACAAUUUUGCAGUGGAGGUGCACUACCGAACUGUGAUGCAGGUAGAGGGAAGGGAAAUCAGUCGGGAAGACAGGAGCACAGUUGAACAUGUGGAGACAACAAAGCUGUAUCAUGGCAUCACAGCUGAUCAGAGAAAAUUGAUUCUUGAAGAUGCAUUGAUUGUGGCUAGACAAGGUUUGGGCUUUGUCUUUGAUGGAAUUUUGUCAAACAACUGGAAAAAAGUGCAGGAAAAAAGUGUGUAUGUUGAAACACAAAUAAUGGAAAUGCUUAUAAUUCAGAGAAAGCCAUGGGAGGAAGAGUCACAAGACAAAACAAACCCACCUGAUUUUGAACAUUCCAGAGAUGAGGAAGAUCAGCUGGAGGAGGUCACAAUUGCAUCAGGGAAUGAUGAUUCCAAGCACAUUUCAAUUUUUUGCUCUGUGUGUCAACCAAUGAUAUAUCCAUACCACCUUCUUGAUCAUAAGAAAAUGCACAAAGCCCUAACUUUGCUGGGCUUUGAUAGCCCACAAAGACAGACUGACAACAAAACACUUAUUCAGAGACAGAAACUAAUUUCAAAAUUGACCAAGAUUCCUAAAUAUUCCAAGACACACAGGCAGAAGAUUGAUUAUUCAUUUGAAUUCCUUAUGGAUCAUCACACUCCAACAUCAUAUUGUGAUCUUGCUAAUAUUAACAAUCCUAGUACUUUUAAGAAAGCAAAUAAUCCUUUAAUAAAAGCAUUAUCUGUUUGCCAAGAUAAAAACUCCACGUGGCAGGGAGACAUGGAAGACAGAUUUAUGGUGCUCGACAACUAUGGCAACAGGCCAGAUACGUGUUUUCUGGGGUUAGCUGAUGGCUCUCACGGUGUGACGGCUGCAGACAGGGUUGCAGCAGAGCUUCCACUUUUAUUUCUUGACCAGCUUGCUCAAGUGGAUUCCUCCUACAAAAAGAGUAAGGACGAACAGCAAAUUCUAGAUUCUUUUGCCACAGUAAUCAAGGCAGAUUAUAGGGAAAAAGAGAAGAUUUUCUCUGAUGAACCAGGCAAUGAUGAGUCCAGCAUGACCAAUACUUACAAAUGGAUUCACAAAGCAUAUGCCAAGUCCUUUUGGAGAAUGGACAGACUUUUAUGACUGGGAAGGAAUGAGGUUUCCAAAGGUCGCUGGAGCGGCUGUUCAGCUGUUACCUGUUUGGUGGAAAGAAUCCCCAGUGAAGAGGCAGACGGCACUGAGGAAGAAGAAAGGAAACAUUUUGAAAACAACACACACAGCCCAUUAGCCAGGACAGCCAAAGGUGCUGCUGGGUUACUGAACACUGCAAAUAUAGGCAAUGUGCAUGCAGUCUUAUGUAAAAAUGGAAAGGGUCACUGCCUCUCAAAAAAGCACAGCACUUCUAACAUAAGCGAGAGAGAAUGCAUACUUCAGAACGGUGGAAACAUCAGCACAAAUGAACCGGAUAGAUUGGUAGAAGGGUACCUGAGAACUACACGGGGCCUUGGACAUAAUGGAGAUCCAGUACUAAAAAGAUGUGUUAUACUUGUACCUCAUACCAUAUCUGUCCCUAUCGAUGAUACUUGUCAGUUUCUUAUUUUAGCUUCUAAUGGGCUUUGGGAAGUUUUGAAUUACAAUGCAGUACUCGCAUUAGCUCUAACAACAUUCACUCAUUAUUUGAGAAUGUAUGAAUGUGUUCAACAAAACCUUACUGAAGGCAACUUAGAUGACUCAAAGGCAAUUAAUGAUCUGCAAGAUGGAAUAGAGAUACUGUAUUCUAAUAAAGACAUUUUUGUCACCAUCUCAAAAGGCGACCUGAAACAAAAUAAGGCAAAAUGUUCUAGCAGAAGCUAUUUGCAAAGCGAAGAUGGAAUUCCUAAGGAAACCUACGACCACAAAAAUCAAUCUGAUCCAGAACUGCCUCUUUUCAGUAAGAACGAAGCAGAUUCGCACAGAGAGAUAAAGCAGUCCAAUUCUACCACACAAAGUAGCUCUGAAGAACUGAAACAGUUCCAGGUUUAUCUGUGUUGCAGUUCUCAGCCACAGCCACAGACUGCAGCGCAAGAAGAAACAGAUACCAACACUGUCUGUGCGACUGGUUCAAGUUGCACCUGUGAACAGCUGCAAGAGAAUGUACUGGCAACAGGGUCUGAAGCCGUGAAACAGCUCCCAAAAGAUAUAAAAGCAUGCCCACCCAAUUAUAACUCAGGUCCACAACUAGCAGAAAAAAUGGAUUCCAAGGUAUUUUGUGACAAACUGACUGCAUCACCAGUGGGUUCUACACCACCACCACAGUUUGAAGAGGACAGAAAAAUGUACCCAUCCAAUUGCGAAUCACAAACUGCAGGAAGAGGCAGCGUCACCUCUGAGACGCUCUGCGACAACACAGCAACCUACAUUAGUGAACAACUGGUAAAGACUGCGUUAGCUGCAGGUUCAAGAGAUAACAUUGCUGUUUUGUUUGUACUUCUAAAUGGAUGCGAUAAGAUACCCAAUUACGUCAACAUUUAA
Messenger RNA from Mesitornis unicolor (brown roatelo), 2529 nucleotides. It is a transcript of the gene PP2D1, whose product is annotated as protein phosphatase 2C-like domain containing 1. NCBI's taxonomy places the organism in Eukaryota, Metazoa, Chordata, Aves, Mesitornithiformes, Mesitornithidae. The record is from RefSeq and is a predicted model, not a curated record. Gene Ontology annotation, molecular function: protein serine/threonine phosphatase activity. Gene Ontology annotation, biological process: protein dephosphorylation.